Molecule: messenger RNA, 1466 nt
Organism: Papilio polytes (common Mormon)
Lineage: Eukaryota; Metazoa; Arthropoda; Insecta; Lepidoptera; Papilionidae
Product: NADH dehydrogenase [ubiquinone] complex I, assembly factor 7 homolog
Exons: 6
Coding region: 67-1398 (443 amino acids)
Biological process (GO): mitochondrial respiratory chain complex I assembly
Cellular component (GO): mitochondrion
Molecular function (GO): protein-arginine omega-N symmetric methyltransferase activity
Source: RefSeq, a predicted model, not a curated record
AAUUAAUAAUAUACAAAUAAAAAACCAGCUGUAAUAACCUGUAAAAAAUAGUUAUUGUUUUAAAAAAUGAAUGCCCGACAUUUAUAUCGAAUAUGCACGAGGCCAAUCUUUUAUGCUACAUUAAGUAAGCGAAACAAAGGAUACAAAAUCGUAAAAAGACCAGAUCCCAAUACUUUGAAAAUGCCUGCUCCUGGUACUGCGCCCAGUUUGAUGGAGAUUAUAAAAGAAAAACUACGAUUAAAUGGACCUUUGACGGUUGCGGAAUAUAUGCACAUUAUUUCUACAAAUCCAACUGAAGGCUAUUAUAUGAAAAAAGAUAUAAUAAGUGAAACCGGCGACUUCAUAACUUCGCCGGAAAUCAGCCAACUUUUUGGAGAGAUUCUUGCAAUUUGGUUUUACGCGGAGACUCAAAAGAUGGGCUCAGGUAAACCUCUACAACUGGUUGAACUUGGACCUGGUAAUGGUACACUAUUAGUGGAUAUCUUAAGGGUUAUUAAUCGACUUGGCUAUAAAUCAGGGGACUUAUCCUUACAUCUUGUUGAGAUAUCAGAGACAAUGCAAAUGUUACAAGCCCAAAGACUAUGUCUUACACAUAAAGCUACAAACAUUGAGUCACCACACUACUAUGAGGGUCAAACAAUAAGUGGAAUCAAAGUUUACUGGUACAAUGAUUUGAAGAAAGUACCAAAUAACUUCUCAUGGUACAUGGCACAUGAAUUCUUUGAUGUACUGCCUAUACAUAAGUUUGAAAAAACAGAAGAUGGUUGGAGAGAACUUCUAAUAGAUAUGGAUGACAAUGGAAAGUUAUACUACAGGAUAUCAGGAAAAGAAACACAAUCAUCAAAAGUUCUGAUCCGACCACCACUGGAUGCCGGAGAUAGAACAGAAUUAGAAAUAAGUGCAAGAAGUUUAGGGAUCGCUAGACAAUUAGCACAACGAGUUGACCAACAUGGUGGUUUGGUUUUAAUUGCUGAUUAUGGACAUGAGGGGGAGAAAGGAGAUACAUUUAGAGCCUUUCAUAAGCAUAAAGUAGUAAAUCCAUUAGAAAAUCCCGGUGAAUGUGAUCUCACUGCCGAUGUAGACUUCAGUCAACUUCGGAUAGCAGCUUCCAAAGCACCGGGUGAUGAAAAUUAUGCUAUUGUCGCUGGACCUGUGAAGCAGAAAGACUUUCUAGAAAGAUUACAGGCAAAGGCUAGGUUACAGGUGUUAAUGGAUAAUGCCAAGUCUGAAGAAGAUAAGGAAAAAAUAAAAAGCGCAUAUGAAAUGCUUGUGGAUCCAAAUAAAAUGGGCGAAAGAUUCAAGUUCUUGGCUUUUUAUCCAUCGACGAUGGGACCUAUUUUAGAAAAAUUCCCGCCUCUAGGAUUCGUCGAAGAAAAGGAAAAUGCUAAUGAAAAAUAGUCUAUCUUUACUAAUGAUUGCUUAAUAUGUUUUUUAGUUUAUAGGUAAUAAAUAUAUAUGUUGUUAAU